Messenger RNA from Papaver somniferum (opium poppy), 1770 nucleotides. RefSeq lists its product as uncharacterized. The record is from RefSeq and is a predicted model, not a curated record. The coding region runs from base 1 to 1770 and encodes 589 amino acids. Lineage: Eukaryota; Viridiplantae; Streptophyta; Magnoliopsida; Ranunculales; Papaveraceae. The transcript is spliced from 6 exons.
AUGAAAAGAAAUUUAACUAAAUGGGCCGUUCUCUUAAGAAGAAAAGAUGGUAUCGCUGAAGAUGAUAAGAUCAUGCGAGAUGUUAAUUGGAAUGACAAAUCUAACAAUUUUGCUCGCAGAUCUAAUGGAUCGAGCUGGCUUAAUUGCCCUGUCAUUCUAGGGGGUCCUUAUAUUUCUGGUAAAGCUGAGGAUGGUUCUGAUAUUCCUCUUCCUGAAAAGUUUUCUUCUUACCAACCUUGGGAGUUUGUACUUUCGGAAGCUGAGACAAAGAAAGUGACUGCUAAGAGGGACAAAACUUCACACAAUGCAUCAGCUUCGCAGAAUAACAAAGUGAAAUAUUUAAGUGAUAAGACUUCAAGUAAAGGUAAGUAUAUUCCUAAAAGGCCUACGUCUAAAUCUUCAUCAGAAACGACAUCUACAAUGGAUGAUCUCUCUAGGAAGCGUAAAAGAUACGAUUCGUCUUCAAGUUCGGAGUCUAGUGAGGAUGAUAUCUCUGUUUCUGAUGAUUCAUCAAUUCCUUCUUCUUUGAAAGAGUUGUCCAAUAUUUUUGCUGGAGAUCUCCUAACUGCUGUUGAUAAUGAAGAAUUAAAUCGUGCUUUUGGAAUGGUUUCUAAAAUAUGCGAUGCUCCUACUUUAGAUGACCCAUCUCUUCGUGGAGAUGCCUCUGCGAUAAAUCCAAACCUCCAAUUCACAAUCGGCUCUUUGGAAGCCCGUUUAUCUUAUGUAAUCUCCUCGGACUACCAAAGGAGACUUACUAAACUUGAGAAAGAAAAUGCCAAGCUUAAAGCUGAGAAUUCAACCAAUUCUGAUUUGAUUCGCAGAGCCCGAGAAAGAAAUGAUGAACUCAUUGACCUAUGUAACCUUUCGGAUGAGGCUGCCAAUCUUCUUGAUGGAGAAACCCUUUUAGAACACCGUAAUUCUUCUUUAAAUAACUAUCCCAACCAAGGAUUUGAAAAUAUGAAUUUGGAAGAAUUAAGAUUGAAAUAUGCUGCUCUUAGAAAAAGCCAUAGAUCUUUAUUGACUACAUUUAAUAACUCUAAACAUCGUCUUCAUGAGAGCCAAGAACAAAUUCAAGUUUUGGAAACAAAGAAGAAUAAGUUUAUUGAUGAGAAAGACGAGAUCACUCUUAAGGGUGUGAAAGCACCAGAAAAAUUCCAAGAAUCCAUUAUUGAGGUUCAAAAAGAACGUGAUUUAGCUUUGAUCAAAAAGAACAUACUUGUGGAAGAAAGAAAUUUAAUUCGCCCUUGUCUUCUCAUAGAAAGCGAAACUGAAUUUAGUUGGGCUGCUAGAGUUCUAAAUGAUGCUAGAAAGGACUUAGCCAUAAACGUGAGUCUUCAAGCUGAACAUUCCGCAUUGGUUAAAGACAUUGUUUCAUAUUAUGAAGAUAAGGAGAAGAAUUAUCUUCAAAAGAUUGCAGAGUUAGAAAAUCGCUUAGCUUCUGAAGAAGAGAAGAAUUAUCCUCAUAAGAUUGAAGAAUUAGAAACUCUCUUAGCUUCUGAAGAAAAAGAUUUAUUUGCUCGCAACUCUAAGUAUCAACAAUUGAAGAAGAACUUCAUCAUCAUGGUUUCAAACAAUAGCAAUGAUGAUGAUCGUGCUCGCGAAGCUGCUGUUAAGAAAGUAUGUGUUGAGAAUAACAUCCCUCUUACAAAGUAUAAAUUUCCUGAAAUCCCUGAUAAUGAACAUAUUUCUGAUAUUUCAGACAAUGAGGGAGAAGAUGAAGGAUCUGAAGAAGAAAUAAGUGGUUCUGAGGUUGAGCGAGGUGAAGAUUAG